UAUUUGCAUGAUGAAAAUGGCCGUCUCAUCUCCAUCCUUUCUCCUCUUCAUCAUCCUCUCUUUAGCUGUCGUCGCCUUCCCCCAGCACCGCUCCACCCACCUGCACUUUUAUGUCCUAUCACGCUUCUUUGGAUCCCCCAAUCCGACUGUCACGUUUUCGGUGAUCCUGCACCUGGAAUCCCCCAUGGAGGACUUCGGCAACCUUGGGGUGUUUGACGACAUUAUCAUCGCAGGGCUCGACCCAAGCUCUCCGGUCAUCGGUCGGGCACAAGGGUCUACUGCUAACACAGAUUUGACUGGUCAUAGUUCAACUUCAACUAUAAACUUGGUCUUCACCGCCGGGGAGUACAACGGGAGUUCGUUGAUGGUCUUAGGGAGGGUCCUGAUGGGGGGUAUGUCAGAUCGAAGCAUCACCGGCGGCACUGGACUAUUUCGCCUAGCGAGGGGCUACGUCCUGAGCCAAGUAGUCAAUGUCACGGGCACAACAGUGAGUUUCGAGUUCGAUGUUUAUGUCACACACCAUGAGUAUCAACUAUAAUCAUCAAUUAGACAUCGAGAGUAAUAAUUAAAGUUAUCGAAUAUCUUGGAAUUCAUAUGGAGAACAUUGCUGUUUCUUAAAACAUCUUAGUGUGUCACAUCGCUAGCUCCUAUUCUUAUGUUAUUGUGAGCUCUUCCUGUAUUCUUAAGUUAUACCGU
Zingiber officinale is the source of this 696-nucleotide messenger RNA. RefSeq names its product dirigent protein 2-like. Bases 8 to 538 code for a protein of 176 amino acids. The transcript has a single exon. NCBI's taxonomy places the organism in Eukaryota, Viridiplantae, Streptophyta, Magnoliopsida, Zingiberales, Zingiberaceae. The record is from RefSeq and is a predicted model, not a curated record.